Drosophila teissieri is the source of this 6068-nucleotide messenger RNA. It is a transcript of the gene onecut, whose product is annotated as homeobox protein onecut. Gene Ontology annotation, biological process: regulation of transcription by RNA polymerase II. The transcript is spliced from 6 exons. Gene Ontology annotation, cellular component: nucleus. NCBI's taxonomy places the organism in Eukaryota, Metazoa, Arthropoda, Insecta, Diptera, Drosophilidae. The record is from RefSeq and is a predicted model, not a curated record. Gene Ontology annotation, molecular function: DNA-binding transcription factor activity, RNA polymerase II-specific; RNA polymerase II cis-regulatory region sequence-specific DNA binding. Bases 278 to 3538 code for a protein of 1086 amino acids.
CAAGGCGCUGUGACGGAUCCUCUAGACAGAGUCGCAAAUACAUUAAGUGGCGUCAUCUGUUUCGAAUUAGAACUUGGAUUAGUUCCAGUCAAGAAACCGAACGAAAUUAUGAUCAAAAAUCUUUAUUCUGAUUUGUGUGAUAACUAAUGCUAUUCAUAAAUUUGGUUUGAAUUGCGCAAAGGAAGACGGAUCCGCCUUUAUAAAGAUCUAGUUUAAAAGUUAUUUAGCUUUAGAUGCACUUGAAUGGUACCGUAACUCAAGCGUCAUCUUGUAAGGAAUGGAUUCCUUAAAUGAGAUAAUUGACCACCAAACAUUUAGCCAGGAGUUAGUUGAAGAUGCAUCGGAGUUCAUCACUGUGGGUCAACAUUCGGAGCGCCCGUCGCAGUCACGUGAGCAGCAUAUUUCUGAGAAGGAUCUGACUAUGUCUAUGCAAGAGAUGAUUUCCUGUCCCAGAACUGACGCUUUGAGUGGAGGGGUGAAACACCGCCACGACUCUGCAUCUGGGUCGGGAUCGGCAUCGGGAUCCAAUUCCGUUGUCAUGGUUAUAGACUCACUGGGACAAGGUAACAGGCAACCAUCAUAUCAAAUUGUGCCUCAGCAGUUGCAGCAAAGAACAAUGCCAUUGCCAUUCGGACUACUCCAGCAGGAUAGGCAUAAUUUGCAGCAUGAACGUGAUGUGAAUACCAGCCCAGUGGACUUUGUAUCACCCGAAAUUAAUUUGGAUGGUCUGACUGUAGACGCCAUCUCCCAGACGGUGCACUCCCAAGAAAUGGCGAUAAAGCAGGAGCAAAAGCUUCUUAUUGUGCAAUCCAAGAGUCAGGAUCAAAGCCACAGGCGCAUUCGAAUGCUUGUAGACGUUUCGAGUGUAAAUGCAGGCCUUGGUGUGGACGAUAUAAAUGAGAUUUCCUCCGAUGACGUUGGCUGCGACGACGAAGGAGUUACGCUGAGCCAGCACCACCAGCAUAUUUUGGAACGGGAGGAACAAUUUGGCAUGACAAGCCACCAUCCGCAUCACCAACAUCAUACUCAGGUCCUCCAUAGCUUGCAUCAGAGAUCAACUCAUUCGGAAAUGGGACUGGAGAGUGGACAUGAGGAAGUUCUAUCGGUUAUCGUCCAUUCACAAGACAGCGACAAGGAGGACGGCGAGGAAAAUGGUGAUGGGGAUGCAGAAGGAGAUGCAGAGAAUGAAGACGAUGAUGAACGCGAUUCGCGGAGUCGUGAGCAGUUGCUUAGUCACAGCUCGUAUCAGACGCUGACCUCGGUAAAUGAUCGCUUAUCUUCGCCUGGGUUUAGUCAAACCUCUUAUGCUACACUCACCCCCAUUCAACCUCUUCCGCCUAUAUCAACGAUGUCCGAGAAGUUCGCGUACUCUGGCCACAUCUCGGGAGGAGACAGUGGCGACACGGAUGUCAAUGGAGAUGAUGGAGGUAGGGGAGUCACUGAGGUUGGUGAGGUCAUCAACCAAUCCAGCGAGGCUUCAGGGACUAUUUCAAUAUCUAGUAGCAAUGCUACCUCCUCUGUGUGCUCCAACAAUGAUUGCAGUUCUUUUUCUGCCCUCACCAUGCCCAUGGGAAGUGGCCAUUUGAGUCUGGGUGUUUUAAGUGGCGUCCAGUCACCAUUUUCCCCAUAUGAAAAGCUAUCUUCGUUGAUUUCCUCUCCGCCUAAUAACUACCUGGUCUCGUGCGAUCUACAUGCCUCAGUUCCCGGACGCGUUAUGUCAUCGCACUUGCAGAUAAGUCACAACGGGAAAAAGGAGUCUGGAAUGACUCACGAACACACACAUGGUCCAGCUGAUGUCAAUGGUGGGAAGUUUUCCUAUACUGGUCACAUAUCCGGAGGUGAUAGCGGAGAUACUGAUGUCAACGGUGAGAAGUUCUCUUUCUCUGAUCAUAUCUCCGGGGAUAGCGGAGAUGAAGAUGUCAAUAGGGAAAAGUUUAUAUAUUCAGAUCACAUAUCUGAGGGAGAUAACGGCCCCGACGUCAAUGGCGGAACGAAUUGGCUCCAGAUACACUCUGAGAGGGAAGUGCGACUCCAUAUGCCCUUGCCGGCUGAUCUGGAAGCGAGGUUUCACAUUUCGUCAGAGCGAAGGACUCGACUCAACGUUCCACCUGCGCGUGGAUCCUUAAACCGACAUCAUGCUCCAAACGCUCCUAUCUGCCCCGCAAAUUGGAAGGCGGAUGAUUGGAAACACAGCAACGCUGGCAUUGUUAGUUUGACCGCCGAUAUUCCCGUUGUUGUGUCCCUUACUCCAACACCGCCUCCGAUAACAGACGACUCGGUGAGCGGAAUUAAACUAAACGAGCGAUUAUCACCAGGGCACAGACAACAGUACUUCCUGGACAAAAGCCAAGAUCCCAGUUCCGUGAUAGUAGAACAGUGCAGUCCGGGCAUUCAUGGCACCCCGCACUCGGCGGGUGUCAUUCACCAGCAGUCUCAAUCAGGUCUCGGAAACGAGUUUCAAGGCAGCAGCCAGCAGGCCAAGGUUUCAGCAUGUGCCUCACCAAAGGCAACAGUUUCCUCUGGAGGAGGAGGUUCCAGCCGCAAUGCAAAUGCCAGUGACAUGGAGGAGAUCAACACUAAGGAUCUGGCACAGCGCAUCUCAGCGGAGCUCAAGCGAUACAGCAUUCCACAGGCGAUAUUCGCACAACGGGUACUCUGCCGAUCGCAAGGCACCUUGUCCGAUCUUCUGCGCAACCCAAAGCCGUGGUCUAAGCUGAAGUCCGGUCGAGAGACGUUUCGCAGGAUGUACAAGUGGCUCCAGGAGCCCGAGUUUCAGCGCAUGUCUGCUCUGCGGAUGGCCGCUGCCCAAAUUCCUCAGCGAGCUCCUUUGAGCUCUGUAGUGACACUUGGGUCAGCAACAGGUUCAAGUGGCUCCACCGAAACCAUGCCAACGGAAGUUGAGUCCCAUGGCGGCCCUACGAUGAACUCAAAUGUUCUCACCAACGAAUCGGCUGCCUCGCCCGCAUCUACACCUGUCACAAGCGUUUUGGUUGGCAGCGUCGUUAGCUGUCGUCGAAAGGAAGAGCCGCAGAUGGAACAAAUGCCCCAGCCGAAAAAGCCGCGAUUGGUCUUCACCGAUCUACAGCGACGAACAUUACAAGCUAUUUUCAAAGAAACUAAAAGACCUUCGAAGGAGAUGCAAGUGACCAUUGCAAGACAGCUGGGGCUUGAGCCUACUACAGUGGGAAAUUUUUUUAUGAACGCCCGAAGAAGGUCGAUGGAUAAGUGGCGGGAUGAUGAAUCCAAAAGCACUAUGCAUAUGGUACAUAACCGACAGCAACCACAAGACGAGCAGGAGAAAGAUAAUGGCCACACUCAUACACAAUCGCAAAAUGGUCAUAAUCACACUCAAAAUCAUACCAUCAAUAAUAGCAUGUCACAUGACCACUACUCAAAUCUCCACACAACAGCUAUGUCGCCUCUUGGAGCUUUUGAUGAAGAGGCUGAUAUGGACUUGGAACUGGAAAGUCACGACUUUGAUUUAGUGGACGCCGAUGACCAUGGGAAUGCCAAUGACCCAAACGGCGACAUGUUGUGACAGCAUAGCCAAAGCACACGUCGAACGAUCAACAAGCCCAAAGUAUUAGCUCCGAAGUCUACGACUCACUACUUCAACAGCACCCGCAUUCAGUCUCGUACGCACAUGGUUUCUCCAAGAGCAAUGGAUGCCAAUAUGGGUCGCAUUGUGAGAAAGAAAAACGAAGGUAUUAGCAACGGGAGCUAUGACGAUAACCGGUGUGAUGUCGCGUCGGACCAUUUGCUUGAUGCCGAACAUGUUCCAGAUGAAAAGCUUAUAAUAAAGCAAAGCUUUCGCCAAGAAGUGCUCGAUAAAGAGGCCCAUAUCUUCAUUGAUGAUAUAGCUAUUCCAAAUUGCUUGGAUGAUCUGAAGGUAAUGAUUGUCUGUUAAGGGCAGACGUACAAUCUUCAUACGUGCGAUCUCAUUGCUUACUGAAACUUUGGUUGUCCAAAAGAUUUAACAUGAUUUUCUUUUAUAGGACUAAAGUUUGUUUAAGCUCAUAUAUUUUUAAAGCAGUAAUAGUAAAUAUAUCAAAUUUCCUCAAUUCUAAAUUAUGAAUGGAGAUUUUAUUUGUAAAAUGUUUGGCUCUGUUUAAGUGCUUUUCUGUUUAUGAAUUUUUUGAUUUUCAAGAAGUAAGGCUAACAAGGAAAACUUCCGUAGAUAAGAAUAUAUUAUUCUUUAAAAAGGAAGAACAGUUUCAUUUUUUUUAUGUAUGCAAUAAAGUACCUACAUACCAAUAGCCGUCUAGCUAUAUCGUCUGUAUAAAAGUCAAGUCUCCUGGACUAUAACAGCUAGUAAGAGAUUAGGGAAGCAGAUUCUAGUGAUAUCUACGCAGUGCCCAUAUACACAGAAAAAACCUCACCCUCACACUUUUAAAAAAAUGUUUUGGUUUUUAAAUAAGGUUUAUUUAUCUUGCCAAUACCUAUCGAUAUGCUAAUAAAAUUGUGGUUACUCCCACUUUAAAGCGGAAAAACGCCUGAGCUAAUAAUUAAUAAAUUAAAUUUAAUUAAAAAUGUAUGACCAAUUAGGUAACCGCAACUACGCGGUGCUUACUCUCGAAAAGAGUCGUUUUCCUGCUCCUCCCUCGCACGGAGUGCCAAUAUCUGUUAGUCGGAAUAUUUGGCUAUAGCUACUUUUCAUUUCUUUAUGAAAAGAAACUACAUUUUACGUGUUAGAGCUGCAAAAGUACAAAACUAUUAUUUGCUGAAUUAAGCUUCCUUUUUAUUAUACAAUUUCUUGUCAUUUAUUUAUGUUUACAUCUUUAAAGUUUAACUGAGUACGCGAAAUAUUUAUGAUUGUAAUUACGCCGAAUUAUCCUUCCGCACCAAGAUCUACUUUCUCUCCAGCAAAAUUUUGAAGGACCUUGAGCUAACAUUAUUGGUGACUAUCAUUGUGUAACAUGAUAUAGAUAGACAUGCUUAAAAAUUGUACAUUUUACAGAUAUAAUAUUCCCCAAUUGCAGUGUAGGUACUUCACAGAAUAUAUCCAGACAGUCAGUUAAGCUUUGAGGGAGUAACUAUGUCGUGUUUGUGCGUACCUAUUUAUAUGUUUAAAAAUAAUAUCCCUGUUUUUUUAACUUAAUGAAAGGGAAUGAAUUGGCCUCAGGCAAAAAGAUAAGAUGUCAUUGGAAAGCGAAAGGUGUAUGUAUGUAGAUAUUAGAUUGAAUACAAUUGAUGAUAUGUAAAUUGAAGAACGCGAUAUAAAACAAACAUCUUAAUAUGUAAAGAAAACUGUAUCUAGUCAAAUUUAUAAGAAAACACAUUUCACACAAAUAUAAGGUAGAAUUAUUUAUUCAACUAUAUAUUUUAUUAAACUCAUCCACAUUAUAAAAGCCUAUAUUGUUCCUUCGUGUUUACCUUUUUUGAAGAAAUAUUCGGGCCAAAAAAAUGAAUUUGAAAUGUGAAUACCUAAAAUCGAUAUGGCUAACAAUUAAUACUUAUUUUUUUUUAAUGUAAAAAAGUGUACAUAGAAAGUUAUUCUAAAAUCCUUCCAGUUAAGUUUGAAUAUAGACUUUUCAUAAAAAAACGCCAUAAAUCACAAUUCAUUUUAAAACAAUACCAAAAAUUUUAAAAGUACUCAAAUGUCAUUAAAGUCACUAUGUUAAUAUCUCUAGGACGUAUUAUGAAUAAGAAUAUGCCUCUUGAUGUAUGCUAGUCAAUUUAGUUUAAAUAAAAUUUAGUAAACUACCGCAAUAAAGAGGUCGGUAUGUCUAGGCACAUUAUUAAUUUAGGUAUAUAUGUAAAGAUCAGGCAAUGCAAUAUUAAAUUAAAGCAAACUUAAUUGAGUAUUAUUACUGGGAGGGUGAGGUGAAAGAGGAGCACGCGGAGCAGAUGGUGAAAUCACCGAAUUUGCAAAAUGCGAUCAGCUGCUACAAAAAAACCCAACUUCUGAAAGAGUUGAUAAAUGACCUCGACUGAACCAGUCAACACACAGACAAAACAAGAAAGCACGCUAUAGUCGAUUUCCUCGGCUAUCUGAUACCCGUUACGUGCUAGUGGGUGUUCUAGAAAUAUAUUUCGAAAUGUUUUGGCAAUAGCUAUAGAAAUUAGCA